CUAAGUGCACGCCAUUUUAUUUUGAAAAGCUCGGAGCGGAAGCCGUGAGCGUCGAGCUGCUCCGGUUACGACGCGCUGGGCCGCAUUUUUGUUUGCAGCGCAAAUUGUGUCGCUCGCCAGCAGGAUGAACAGCGCAGCCGCGUACCCGCCCGCUGCCGACAUGUUCGCCAACGUGCCCGGGUACGAGGGCAUGGGCCAAGGCGGAGGAGGUUUCCUGCCGCCGCCCGUGCCCGUGGAACCCGCGGCCCCGCCCCAACCGGGCCCCGAGCCCCAGGACUGGAGCAUCCCAUCUUUGUCCGAGGAUGUCGCCCGCGAGGCGUUCAAGAGCUUCGCCGCGUCCAACUGCUGCUACAGCAAAGCGCCCGCCACCGACGGCGUCAUCACGCAGAUGGAGCCCUUCAACACCUUUCGGUACCGACUGGAGACGUACACUGAGUCCAGGUCGACCGAGUGGGGCCACAAACCACAUGAAGGCGAGAUGCCAGACUUCUACACCCAGACGGCCCCCCGCCCCUGGGAGAUCCACGCCACGCCCCCCAGCCUGUUCACCAAUCACACGGAGCUGAUCCGCGUGCCCUACACGUCGUCCGUAAAGGAUUGCCACGACUGCAGCGGCACGGGCAAGACCCCCUGCGAGGAGUGCGACGCCAGCGGGCACAAACCGUGCUGGGUGUGUAACGGCGCCGGCACCAAAGACGAUCGGAACUGCGCCCACUGCAACUCUACAGGCAAGGACAGGUGCAGCAAGUGCGACGCUCGCGGCUACGACAACUGCAAGACGUGCGAAGGGAAGCGACAACUGCUGACCUUCAUCCAGCUCAAAGUGGAGUGGAAAAACCACGUGGACGAUCACGUGGUGGAGCAGAACAGCGGCUUGAAGAUGGACGACCUGCGCUCGGUGAGCGGCAAGGAGCUGUUCAAGAACAACCAGUACCUGCUGUACCCGCCGGCGGGCUUCCCCGACCCGGCCGUCCUCGAGGCGUCGGCGCGGCUGCUCCGAGAGCACCGGAGCGAGUACGCCCGGACCUCCAGGAUCCUGCAGCAGAGGCAGACGGUGGAGUUGAUCCCGAUCGCCAAGGUUUGCUACAAGUGGAAAGGCGACUCUCACGUGUUCUACGUGUUCGGCAACGAGCAGCAAGUGAUCUCCGCCGACUACCCGGGCAAAUGCUGCUGCGUGGUCCUCUAGACGCGGGAAGUCCCGCCUCCUCCGCUUCCUGUUUUGGGUCCUUUUUUGUCUCUGGCUGUGUGGCGACCGCCUGAAAGAAAACUUCCAAAAGUCACAUUGUGCCCGAAAUUCCGCCAUCUAUUCUUGAAUUUAAACGUUUGAGUUACCGUGGCUGUCAAAUAAAAAUGCAAUUUAAAACUUAAUAGAAUGUGAAAAAAACACUGUCGUCGUCCAAUACAUUUUUUAAAAAUCAUUUAUGAUAAUUUCCCCAAAAAAUUAAAUCUUUAUUAACUCUCCAAA
Molecule: messenger RNA, 1465 nt
Organism: Phyllopteryx taeniolatus (common seadragon)
Lineage: Eukaryota; Metazoa; Chordata; Actinopteri; Syngnathiformes; Syngnathidae
Product: protein SSUH2 homolog
Exons: 12
Coding region: 125-1186 (353 amino acids)
Source: RefSeq, a predicted model, not a curated record